Tachysurus fulvidraco (yellow catfish) is the source of this 6919-nucleotide messenger RNA. It is a transcript of the gene crtc3, whose product is annotated as CREB regulated transcription coactivator 3. Bases 1334 to 3232 code for a protein of 632 amino acids. Gene Ontology annotation, cellular component: nucleus; extracellular matrix; cytoplasm. Lineage: Eukaryota; Metazoa; Chordata; Actinopteri; Siluriformes; Bagridae. Gene Ontology annotation, molecular function: cAMP response element binding protein binding; metalloendopeptidase activity. The transcript has 17 exons. The record is from RefSeq and is a predicted model, not a curated record. Gene Ontology annotation, biological process: positive regulation of transcription by RNA polymerase II; protein homotetramerization; extracellular matrix organization.
UGACGUACAGUUUUGAAGCGAGCUUGUGUGUAUUUUUUUCCCCCUGCUGUUUUCAUUCGGUGAUUAGGGCAUCGGAGUUAAACCAAAACAAGAAGAGCUUGCAUGAAAUAAACUACAGUGCAGGUGGAUGUGAACAUGUCGGUCAUGAUCCAGGACACUUUGAUCCAGAGGACCAGGAUUUGACAAUCUGACACUUGAUUGUUUUGUUUUCUUCACUGUCGGAUGGCUGUAGUAGCAGAUUCAGUGACUCUAUAGACGGUAUUGAGAGCGUUGUAUUAAAUUCAACAAUAAGGUCAAGUUUGUUUAUUUGUUUAGAUGUGAACGCGUAUUAAGGCUUUAGCUCCAGUUAAGGUGCUCAGACCACUUGUUGAAAUUUGGGAAAAGUUUACAAUCACCGGUGCAUGAAAACCAAAAGCAGACUUUUUGUGUGUUUCUGUUAGUUCGGGGGUCGAUAUAUUGCUGGCUGCAAUACUUUCAAUUACGUCUGUAAAGAAGUCGAAUUGUGUUCACUGAAUACUGGCUUUGGUUGUUAGCUUUGCGGGGCUUGAGGCACUUUUUUUUUUUUUUUUUUGCUGUUGGCUAAAUUAGCUAGUUGGCUAGUUAAGGAAGCUAAAGCUGAACAGCUAUAAGAGUUCAGCGAAAGCAUUUUAUUCCACAAACAAUUUAUCCAAGACAACGCUAUUGACAGGAAUUUAUCCGACCGGAAUGUUACGCGUAAUUGGCAAUUUUUAGCUGUUAAGUUUAACUAAACGUCGUUAGCUGGUUGUUAGCUAACUGGCUAAGGCUUAGCUUUGCGAGCUCGAAAUGUUGCUUUCGAGCUAAGCUACGUUCAGCGACGUGUCAGAGAAAAUACUUGCUUUAUUGUUGCUAACCGAUUGAUAACAGUUUAUAAAAAUCAUUAGAUAUCUAUCUGAAAAUAAAAAUAAUAUCGAGAGCCCAAUGGAGGAAAUGAUGCAGAUACGUGCUAGUAGCUACAUGCUAAGGUAGUGUAGCUAGCGCGGCUAAACCUGCUAACAAAUUCAGACCGUUGGUAAAGUUUUAAAUCGACAAUAAUAUACUGAUAUAAUAUUUCUUAGAGACUUAUUUACGUACAAGGGAAAAAAAUCAGAUUUUUUAUUUUAGACAGUUUACAAUUUUAGAGAGUUUAGAGAGUUUGACAGCUGACGUUUCGGACUUUCUUCCCCUUAAAAAAUGAUUUGCAUUUCGAGCCAACAGGACUGUCAACCAUGAGAGGAUAUUUAAAACGUAUUUGAAAUUUAACUGCAAGCGUAUAACCCGUGGACAUUUGUUUUUGCUGUGAAGUCGAGUCUCUAAAACUCUUGCGGCCCUCAUCAUGUCCGGAUCCCCGGGCUCGAGUAGCUCCUCUAACCCGAGGAAGUUCAGCGAGAAGAUCGCGCUGCACAACCAGAAACAAGCGGAGGAAACGCGGGCCUUCGAGCAACUUAUGACGGACCUCACCGUCUCAAGGGUGCAGUUUCAGAAACUCCAGCAGCUUCGGUUAUCACAGAACCGUGCUCAGUACUACGGUGGUUCCCUGCCCAACGUCAACCAGAUUGGCAAUGCCAGCACUGAUUUCCAGGGCACGUUUCACUCUGGGCUUGACUCUGUGAGAGGGACCAGGCACCACGGUCUGGUAGAGAGAGUGGUCCAGAGAGACCGCAACCGCAUCAAUUCACCACACCGCAGACCUAUCGACAAACACGGACGGCAGGCAGAGAGUUCUCCUUAUGGAACGGUAUACCUGUCGCCUCCCCCAGACAACAACUGGAGAAGGGAACAGCAGCCAUGGACCGAAGAGAAACGGCCUGGGUUUAGAUUAAUAUCACAGCUCAACAGAACCAACUCCGAUUCAGCUCUGCAUACAAGUGCGAUGAACCCAAAUCAGCAGGAUCAGUUAAGCGGGAACCAGCAGACGGGCAGAGGGCCGCCCCAGCGCAACGCCAGCAUGAAUGAAGGAGAGGUGGAUGGCACAGGAGAUGUUUUCUCUUUCCCUGCUGUUCAUAAUGAGGAGAGUCUUAUAGGUGUGAGUAAGCCAUUGCCCAGGCAGCUGUGGGAGGCCAAAAAGGUUCAGUCCCUUUCAUCACGGCCCAAAUCUUGCGAAGUGCCUGGUAUCAACAUUUUCCCAUCUCCGGAGCAGAACGUUGGUCUCUCUCACUACCAAGGCACAUUAAAUACAGGCGGCUCUCUACCGGACCUCAGUAACCUGCACUUCCCCUCUCCUCUUCCCACCCCGCUUGAUCCUGAGGAAGGGGGCUAUCUUAACCUGAGUGGAGGCAGCAGCACAGGAAACCUGCCCGCUGCCAUGAUGCACCUUGGAAUCGGAAACUCUCCGGGCCUGUCAUCCUCUCUGAGCAACCCCUCCAUCCAUUCUUCCCUACGCCAUUCCUCGCUCUCCAGCCCUCCCACAGGGGGCAUGGCCACCUCACCCAGGAGAAGACCAGCUCCCAUCAGCCCCCUCACCCUUUCUCCUGGCUCGGAGCAGCGCCGCAGCCUGGGAAAGCAGCUCUCACCCACCAUGUCUCCCUCCCUCUCUCCAAUCACACAGGGAGUCCCUUUGGACACCAGCAAUCUGCCAAUGGAGCCGCCUCCUCCCUAUCCUCUCUACCAGCAAUCUCAGCAGACCAUGCAGCAGCAGACGACCCAGUCCCAUCAACCCAACCUCCAACAGCACCAGCCUCAGGGAGGACAGCAGCAGCCCGUUUCCCCUCUGCAAAAUAUUCCUCUGGACUUCAACUCCAGUGUUCAAAACCACAUGGGCGUGUUCUUCAACGAUCCGUUCCUGGAGCUGCAGUUCUCCGGUCGCCAGUCUAAGUGUUCAGCUUACCAGCAGGACCAGUACAAUAUGCUGGAGCAGGCCAUGAGCUCCAUGGCCGGAGGAUUUGACCCUUCCUCUAACCUUUACUGCUCACAAGAUUCACUAAUGGGCCUGAGCGGUAGCCAUGGCAACCUGCAGGACCCCUUGCAGAUGAAGGCUAACAUGCUGUACUCGAACUGUGGAGGUGCAGUGCCCAAUAUCAUACUUACAGAUGAGUCAAGUCAUAGCCUGUCGAAGGAUAUCAGCAACGUGUUGUCAGCUGUGCCUGAGUGCUUCGAUUCAGAGGGGGUCUUCCCCCUGGAAGACGAGCUCCGCAUUGAACCUCUCAGCCUGGAUGGACUGAGCAUGCUCAGUGACCCCAACAUGGUUCUGCCAGACCCCUCGGUGGAGGACAGCUUCCGCAGUGACAGACUCUGAGGAGCUGCAUGUGUGCAUGCAUAGUCUUUCUCUCUUUCUCUUUUUUUUUCUCUCUCUCUGUCUAACACACAAACUUUCUCAAGACCCUUUGUCCAAUGCUGUGUAAAACUGCACCAGCAGAACCCACUCCUGCUUUACACACACAAAGCAAAAACAUAUGGCCCUUUUUCCCUCACACGCAUACACUACAGCUUCAUGUACGAUUACUAGUGAGAUAUUCACACGUUUCUGUGACUCACAGGAGCAUCGUCUCUCAGGGGCCAUUCUCACUCUGUGUUCUCCAUCUGCCACUUGAGACAGUGAUGACUGUAAUAUUCACAGUGAGAACACCAAGUGAAUUCAGUCUGAUUGCUUCAUAUACCCACACACACACACACACACACACACACACACACACACAGGAAGCCUGAUCCAGGACUGAAAAAGAUUUUUAAUCUUUUAAUCUGUGGCCAGUCCCAACAUCUGUUAAAUCUCCAGCUGGGAAUUGAUGGAGUCCUCCAGCAUUCUGCAUUUUUACGAACGGAGAACAUGUGUAUAAAUUUGCAUUACAUCCGUGAGGGUGUAGUCUUUUUUUUUUCUUUUUUUGUUUGGUAGCGUAAUCACCUUGCAGGAGUGACACCAGCAGCACUGUGGUUGUUGUAAUUUUGCUCGUUUAAUUGUUUCUGACUGCUGCUUAUUACAGAGAUCCUGUCUAAAAUCAAGGUCUCGUAUUCAGCCUGACAAUCAGCACUGUUAAAUGGAGGCAGCUUUACGACACGAGACUUGUCUGACCUGCUCCACCGCAUUGCAGGUCUCUAAUGGCUAUAACCAAAUGAAUGCGCUAUUUUUACAUCCAGAAAGCCACGUUUGCUUUCAGGCACGAUUGUUAGAAAUCAGAAACGGUUUCAGAUUGUAUGCCAAAUAGCAGCCAACCGUGGGGACUGUCCAGCACUGUCCUGUCUGCAUUGUGUGGUUGUAUAGAGAGAGAGAGAAAGAGAGAGAAAAUACACAACAGCAUGGUGCAUUGUGGAACAGAAGGAGACAGCAAUCUGCCUGAUCGCAGCUCAUAUUGAUGCACCACAUGCACCGUGUCUGUGCACCAGCAGGACGGGUCGAGUUAUUUCCCUCCCCUCCAGACUGCCUAGCAUGAGCAGUGAAUUCUGGCCCUCAUAGAUAUAUUUGAAGAGUAAAGAGAUGAGGGAAUCAGGCUUUUCUGUACAGAGCAUUAUGAUGUUUAUUUUUUCGCUUCUAAGGUUUUUUUGUAUUGGAAAAAGUUCAAUGUUAAUCAAAAAUACAUAUGCCUCAUAAUUUCAAAAAGGGAAAACUGUUUACAAAAAAGUUUAAGACCUAAAGCUUAGAAGUAGAAGUUUAAAGUUUUUAUGAUUUUGGUAUCUUUCUGGUAGAGUAUAUUUCUAUCUUUUCUGGUCCGGUCUGUGAAUAGAAGCCCUCUUCAUGCUUUUGGCUAUGCAGAAUUUAAUAUCAAUGUAAACUCAAGGCUGGGAAAAGUCCCAGGUCUUGAGAAAGGAACUAUUUUACCUGUAUAUUUAAUACUAUAUACAAGUUCUAUAUAUUCACUUUAUACAUUUUAUACUGACUUUUAUUUUCAUUUGUCGAUCUGUCAAGCUCUGAAUUUAAUGUUGGUUUUUUUUUUGUGAACGAAUUGUGGUGUUUUUAUGAACGCUUGGCCUGCAUUCCCUCUGUGGUCAGAAUGUUUAUUAGUGGACAUGGUACACAUUAAGCUUUGCGUUUAUUGCCGCCUUUGAACAUUUUGCACUGAUCAUCAGAAGGAACUAAAUUGCUUUUUAGCUAUGGAUGUCGCUGUGAUUUUGCACAUGAUGUAUGCAAAAAAAAAAAAAGCCUUUUGAAUGUAUGCACUAAUUUUUUUUAAUUUUUUUUUACUUUGCCACACUAAGAUGACCAACAAAUUUUUAAAAGGAAUUGUCGCUGCGCAGUAACGUUGCUCAGGAAUACGCAUGUUUUUGUUACGCUCACUAAAUCAUAUCACGUAUCAACAGGUUGGGAAAGCUUUGUUCUAUAAGAAGCUUUUUCUUCGAACGGGGAUUAAAACGAACAUUAUUUACAAGAUUCUUUUGUAAGAUUGUUUUCUGAGGCAAUAGCAAUACUACGUGUGUACCAUGUCCACUUUGAUUUUAUCAGUGCUCUGUGGUCUGUGCACUUGAAGGGAUCUGGGGAGAUUUUGUAUGUACAAAACCAAGCAAAAAAAAAAAUGAAUCUACCGACUAUCUGCAGUUGAAGAUGUGGAGUUAUCAUUUUUCUUCUUUCAUAGCAUGGUGCAGAUCAGAGGUCAGGAUUUCUGCUGCAUCUUGCUUUGCAUAGCAUCCUUUUCUUUUCUUUGUCUAGCUAAUAACUCUUCUUCUAUGUCUGUCUAUCUGUGUCAGCUUUGCGUUUGAAACAGUUUGUAUGCAGACUUUAAUGUUGACGCUUCUGCACAGUUCAAAAGUUUGGAUUCGAGCUCCAGCUAUAGAAGAGUCUUUUUUCACAGACGGCACUCGCAGCCUGCUCCUUCUGCUUUCUAGAGGACGUCUCGUCUUCUUCUGCCUUAUUGUUGCUGGGCUCUGACCUCGUGACCGUCCCUCUGAUUGUACUGUGAUGUUUCACCCCUAUUCCAAGCCCUGUGCUAAAAAUGUUUUCUUUUUAAAAAAAAAACAACAUUAUAUAUAUAUAUAUAUAUAUAUAUAUAUAUAUAUAUAUAUAUAUAUAUAUAUAUAUAUAUAUAUAUAUAUAUAUAUAUAUAUAUAUAUAUAUACACACUUUUGUUAUACUGGUCUGUACUACAAUUAAUAUUAGUAGAUAUUUUUUGUUUGUAGAGCAGCAUUUUUUUCUAUUUGUAUGAUUUUUGGGGGUGUUUUACUGUUUUGUUUUUUUUUUCUUCUUUUUUUUUGUUAUUCGACUUUUUUUGAAAUGUACAGUUCUGUUAUUUAAAAAUAUUUCUUAUUCACUAGUGUUACUAUGUUUUGGUUGUUUAUUUUUUUUAUUAUUAUAAUUUUUUUUUUGUAAUAUGCCAUUUUUAAACAUUUAUUAUAAUUUUUUUUUCAGAUAUUAAAAUAUUACUACACCAUAAUGCUUUUGGUUUGUGACCUAUAGUGCUUAACAUUUGAUUUAAUAUAAACAAUAAAACUCUUUGUCUCUCUUUAUAAAUUGUCAAACGCUCCCUUCUCCGUAUCUUCAGCUCCUGAUGCUGAAUUGAAAUGAACUUCAUUUUAUGAAGGAAUCUUUGUCUUUUUUUUUUUUUUUCCCCCUCCUUUGUCUUUCUUUUUGCCAGUAGAUGGAGGCAGCGAGAUGUACUUCGCUGUUAAGUCAGCCUCAGGAAAAAGAGAACGCAGGAUUCACUGUGGAAUACUCUGGUGAUAUUUUUGAUAUCUGGCAACCCUGAGUCGAGCUGAGUGGAAGUGAGCGGAGUCUCAGGUGAGGAGCAGCGGCGCAGCAAACCGCGUGUCACAAGCUGCAGUGAUAUCCAUAAGCCAGUCCCAAUGAGCAUUAUAAAGAGAAUCAGCUUCUUCAAAGCACCACCAGAUCCAUGUGGUGAUCACCAGGAGAUCCACUGGUGAUGAUGGAAAGAGAUCUGGUCGUGCUCCAUUUAAAGUCAACGUGCCAUCGGAUUUCCAUAAAUCACCUGCUUGUUGUCAGUUGAAGGUGGAAUUUAGAGUUGUUCUGCCUGGAUAAAGAGCAUCUGGAACCCCAACCAAA